This is a messenger RNA of Zootoca vivipara (common lizard), 6188 nucleotides long. It is a transcript of the gene TTC33, whose product is annotated as tetratricopeptide repeat domain 33. Lineage: Eukaryota; Metazoa; Chordata; Lepidosauria; Squamata; Lacertidae. The record is from RefSeq and is a predicted model, not a curated record. Gene Ontology annotation, molecular function: protein binding.
GAGCGCGGCUGCUUCCGGUUCUUCCCUGUCCCCGCUUCCGGGGAGCUGAAAAGUCAGGUGUGACCCGGCUCGGACUGUGACAGAGCUGGAGAGGGGAGGGGGCUUCAGCUUUCCGAAAUGGCUUCCUUUGGGUGGAAGAGGAAGAUUGGUGAGAAGGUGUCGAAGGUAACAUCUCAACAAUUUGAAGCUCAGGCUGCUGAUGAGCAGGAUCUUGCUGACAGCGAUGAAGCUGAAUGGUCCCAUGACAUUAAAAGAAAAAAGGGGCUUCUCCUGGAAGACUGUGUGACCAAAAGUAAACAUCUGAAGGAUGAAGGUGCAAUUUUGGCUGAGAAUGAAAGGUACCGGGAGGCUAUUCAGAAGUGGGAUGAAGCACUUCAGUUAACUCCAGAAGAUGCUACCCUCUAUGAGAUGAAAUCACAGGUGCUGAUGUCUCUGCAUGAAAUGUUCCCUGCAGUGCAUGCUGCAGAAAUGGCUGUCCAAAGAGAUCCCCAUUCUUGGGAGGCAUGGCAAACUUUGGGACGUGCUCAGCUUGGAUUAGGAGAAAUCGCACUGGCCAUCCGAAGUUUCCAGGUUGCCUUGCAUAUCUGUCCACUAAGCCCUGAACUGUGGAACGAAGAUCUGUCCUGGGCGAGGAAAUUACAGCAGCAGAAGAAAGCAACCAAAGCUGAGACUGGGACGCAAAGCACGGCAUCUCAGGGAGAGACUUCAGAGGAGGCAAUCCCAGAUUACGAUUUUGAAAGUGACGAGAUAUUAGCGGUGUGUGCAGCCAUUGCCGAGAAGGAGAAAGCCACACUGGCCUCUAAAACUGUUGUCAUCGUCUCUGCUUCCGGGGAGGUUGAGACGGUAACUGAAAAGAAGGAAUGUGCAACAACAACCCCUGACGGUACCAUUUUUAUCAAAGCACGGUAAAGGGCACCGACUCUGCUGAUUGACAGCCGUGCCUUUGAAAUCCUGUUUUCCAACUUUCCCCCAUGCUGUAGCCUGUUUUUGGAUCACCUUGCACUGGAGUUCAUCUGCCCCCAACGAGUUAAGCUUCAGUAGCUGCAGUUGCUUCACUUUACUUCCUGAACCCCUCGCUACCGAUAUCUCAAGGAAGAUGAGAAAGGGCCUAAGGGCCACAGCAGUGCCCUGGAAAUACGACAGGGCACUAUGAAGACAGAGGUGGCUUCUCCUGGACUAGUUGGGUUUCCUGAGAUGGAGAUGAUGGUUUUGAGCUGGAAGUUGGGGAGAUGUGCAUUCCUCCUCCCAUAAACAGCCUUUUGUUAGGUUUCCCUCUUCUGCCUUACUUUGUUGUUAUUCCUGUCAUGAGCAGGAGGGGAAAGGAGGGAGCACCAAAGUGACAGGAACACGAAAGAAAGAAAGAAAGGAAAGAAGGAAAGAAAGAAAGAAAGAAAGAAAGAAAGAAAGAAAGAAAGAAAGAAAGAAAGAAAGAAAGAAAGAAAGAAAGAAAGGGGAAAGGGUGGAGGCCAAGCCUCAAAAUGAUGCUUAGAAGAAAACAUUUCGCAGUACGUGGUAUGCCAAACAUGUUUCAACUUAAAGACUCUGGCGACAAGAUCUGAUUUAAUCAGAUUCCACUGUUACUGCAGCAGUUUAUGGUAUCGGAUGUUGCUUCUGAUACAAGAUGCUCCAAUUCUUUUCUUUAAAAAAAAUCCAGUUACAAAAGAAUUCCCUAUUUGCAGUUGAAUGGAUAAAGGUGAGGAGUACAGGGUGCAAAUUGUCCCCUUCCUUCCCUUCCAAGAAACAGGUCUUGUUUCUUCACAAAAAGUAGUGCACUGUAAAGUAACGGUCAAUAGAAGUUUGGAGUACAUAUAUUGUAGUUAUGACUACCCAAAUAUGUUCAUAAACUGGAUUGUCCUGCUCAUCUUGUUUCCAGGGUGUGGAACAAGUUGGACACUAGGUUGUGGAAACAACUAGUUUUUACUACUGCAAUUUUAAAAUGAAAUGAAAUAGAAAUCUGCAAAGAAACAAGAUAAAAUGCAAUGCCCUCCAUAGUAUUUGCCCUCGUGCUCAUGCCAUUUGUCCAAGUUGUUGGGUCAGGGUUGAUGAAAUUCUAGUAUAUUGAAUAAGAUGUAUGUGUAAGUGUGCUCUUUUCUGUAAAUUCCCUUGUAAUCUCGAACCAAAUUUCUUUGUAAAGAGAUCUGCACCACAGUAGCACUUCUCAGGUCAUCCCAUGAAAUCUUGGUAGCCACGCUGAAUUUAAAGUUCUUUUUAAAAAGCCAUUAUUGAGAAAUUGUUUGACAGUAAAAUUUGGAAUAAACUCAGUUACACAAACCUGAAUUAAUAAUCUUUUGAAUCAAUGCAUAACAGGUUGAAAAAAAUGCUUUUGUAAGGUCCAUUGAUUGUCAUAAGAUUCAUAUGAAAGGUUUUUUCAUAUAGUUUCCCAAGAUCAAUGAAGUCUUUGACUCAAAUCACAUUGUUCCCAUAAUAGUUCCACAUUUCUUUUUUUUAUAAUAAUUUUUUAUUAAUUUUUACAAACAAAACUAAACAAACUACACAAACAUACAAUAUAACACUGUCCCUUCGUCUUCCCUCCACCCACUGGUUCACCUCUGCCACCAGUGAAACCCGUGUGCUUUGAGAAUCAAAGGGGUCCAUUGUAAGUUAGGUUUGGCCUCCCUCCUCCCCCCUCUUCCCCCCCCUGCCACUGAGAGGACAGGAAUGGAGGAGCUCUGAGGAUUGGUUUCCCCCAACUCAUUCAUAAGUAUACUUAAACAAAUACAAACAUAACAACAAUAGGGGAGAAUUUUAACUCCCCAAUUCUUAUUGCCUUAACCUUAUACUUGUGACUUCCUCGGUGGUCUUCCUCCUGGUUUUCCUUAAACAAAAUCUAAAGUUUAUGGCGGGUUUUCUAUUUCAGUUUAGAAUCCUUUUCUUAUAAUAUUAACUCAACCCUCCUCCUUUUCCAUGCUGCCCUCCCACAGGCCCCCUCCUGCCACAAGAGAAACCUGUGGGGCACAGCAUUUCCAAGGUUCCAUUAUAUCCCCUCCUCACCCCUCUGAGCACUCCCUGUCACUGAGUAUCUCAGAGUAAGGAAAGGAGAGUAGGCAGCUUUCUGCCUAAACCUAACUUAACUUUCAAAAAUUUACAUUAACUUAAAUUCUUUCCUAAGCCAUUCUUAUAAUUCCCUCCAGAAAGCACAACUUUUUCCAUUCAUUUUUACACUCCAUCUCCUCUCCCUAAGUCUUUCCCCCCCAAUUGGAUCAGCAUUUCCGUUAACAGGCCAAAAUUUCAAAAACCGUCUUUCAGAAACUAAAAACAAAAUCUUUUAACUAAAAUAUUCACCCCACACCCAUUCUUUCCCAUAUCCGUCUCCAGACCCUUGUCCCCCCCUGCCCCUGUCUUUCCCAUUCCUCCCUAACAUCACUCCACAUUUCAACCCCUACAGGAUCUUCAAGUCCAUUAAUCCUCAAAUACCUUUGCUUCUCAUUUUCUUGUUCUACUUGAUUUUCUUCCUUUUGAAGUCCAUGCUUUGCUUCAUCCCCAACAUGUUUUUUAUAGUCCAAGUCCUCUUUAAGGUUUUCAACUAGUUGUUUCUCCUGACAUCCAGAUUCAAUCUCCACAGUGUCCAAGAUCAAAUUUUCCUCUAAAUCCUGGACUUGGACUUCAUCCUCGACUGCUGGUAAAUUGGGAUGUUGCCGUUCCUUAUAGAUGUCCUCCCAUACUUGUAGAUAGUUUAGCACAGCCUCCUGGAAGGCUCGAGAGUACUUUGUUUUCAUAUUUCUCCUGACCGCAGACAAACAGGAGGUGGAGAACAAAGAGGUGCUGGAAAAUUCCUUCCUCAGACGAUCGACUCCAUUUUGGCAGUUCUUUUCCUUUGUCUUUUAACUCAAUCACAACUCCAUUCUUAGUUCCAAUAUUAAAUAGUUCUACCACAUUUUCAGACAAAUUUUACUGAUUGCAACAGUACAAUAAAUCCACCCAGUCUUUUGACAGCUUGACAGCUUUUGACAGCUGUCAAAGCACUCUCCCCCUUAAUAAUGCUGUACCUCAAGGGGUGCCGGACUCGGGAGUUGAGAGGGUUCAAAAAAGUCUUUCUUUCUCUCGGGUCCACAGUCCCAGAUGCCUUUUGUCGUUCAGCUUAAGAUUAUUUAAAGCGCCUCUCAGUUUUCCAUUAGGAAGAGACCGACUUCCGUUUCUUUAAAGCCUCUCCUAUUUUUCCAAUUAACGAAUUUAAAGUCCGUGAUCACAAUUCCACUUACUUUUUGGAAGUUUAAAUUUGUUCGGAAGAAUCUGCCGCUUGCCGGGUCAGGACUCGGAGCUUCACUUCUCAGAGGUAAGAUAUAGCCCAAAAUGGCUCCCGCGGUUCCACCCCGCCGGCUCUCGAUCGCUCUAUUGAGCUCUCGGGCAGCGGGGGAUCCGCAAAAAACGGAGCAACCGCUGGGCGCGUGAGUCACCAGGACUCUCUACCCGGUGUUUUUACGGGGAAUCCGCUCGCUCUGCGGACUUCCCCCCCCUCCGCGAAGCCAGGGACAUCGGCGCGCGAGGUCCCUGCGUCCUUCUCUCCGCCGCGACAGACCGGAAGUCCCACAUUUCUAAUUUACUUAGCCAUCACUUUAAUCCAGCUAUUCCUGUGCAUCUGAUCACUCAGAGUAAGUCACAUUGAGUUUAAAGGGACUUAUUUCCAAAUAAAGGUGCAUAGGAUUGUACCCUAUGAAAGACUGGGAAUCUGGGAGCUACAGUGACAUUUUUCAUCAGCCUCAGGAGAAUCUAAGCUGCUGGUGGUGUCCUUGUUCCUGCCAGCUUGAACAUGGAAAGUGUUAUCCUGAAUUCAUUUAAGCUUACCAGAGCUUUUUUGUUUCAGUGUUGUGACUUUCAUAUAUGCACCACAGUAUGAGAGCAAAUGAAUUAAGAGGACAGAAGAUCAAGACUUCCCUCUCAGAUAUGUAACUUCAUCAGAAAGUCUCUUGAAGAAGUAGCUGUUGGUCACUGUUCUUUAGCUACUGGUAUUUUAUCCAUUCUACUGGCUUUAUUCGUUUUAUCCUGAUUUCAUAUCCCUGGUUAUGUUUUGCAUGCCUAGGUUUGUCACUGAAUAUUCCCGUGUUGUAAUUAAAGUUUGCUUAGUAAGAGAAUGAAGUCUUUGCUUAAAAUCUGAGUUGUCCUUCAGUAGUCACUGAGUGCUGUGCCCUGGUUGUGCUCCACACUAAAGAAAUUAUGUAUGCAGGCAGUUCUGAACCAUGAAGAGCUGAGUUCUAUGAUAUAAAUAUGCAGAACUACUUACAUUUUGCCUGCUUAGUUUGUCAGUGUUUAGCGUUUUGCAUAACUUAUUUUGGUUUUCUAGGCUGGGAGCAGGGAAGGGACAAUGAAGAGCACUGGGGUUCUUGUUGUGCCUUGAGAGAGGGCCAAGCAUGAGAUGCUCGAUGCACCGAGGAGGAUAACUCUGUUCCUAGCCCCACCAGGUCCUGGCCAGCCAGGCUUCCCCUUCCCCUUCUGUCUCUGGUUCCUUCAUUCCUCUCAGUGGGCUGCUGCCCUUUCCUUAUAUUGCUUUGCUGUGCAACUUCCCCAAGAGGGAAGAAAGGAGCUAGAAGUCCUGUUUCUCCAGCCAGUUCUAAAGAGGGGUAAAUAGCUGCCUUCUCCACCCUCUGUUCCCUGGUCUCAGCCAUAUGUCAACCUCCUGUCCCCCGUCCUUGUUUGGCUUAGCCUGCCCCCCCCCCCACACACACACCUGAGCCUAGACUUAUGACAACUAUUUUGGGCAAUAAAUUUACAUGGAAACUUAGGAGUACCAAGAAAAGGACUGCUUAGCUAUGUCUUGCAUUGGUGUCUGGACGUAGCUAAAUCCCUUAAAACAGGGAUGGGGAACCUGUGUGCCUUCAGUAGUUUCAAAGACUCCAACUCCCAUCAGCCCUCCUCUCACCCCACCAGCCAGCCAAGGGUAGUCAAUGAUCAGGGGUGAUGGGACUUGUAGUCUGGAGGGUCACAAGUCACCCACCUGACUUAGAUGUGUGCAUUUAUACUUGUUGAAUGUGGUGUUUGUGUUAUGAAAGGUGAGAUAAUCAAAGACUUGAGCAGACAGACACAGACUUCUGUACUCCAGUGGCAUGCCUGCAUUUAAUGGUGAUUGCCAGAAGAGAUUUUGUGCCAGUACAGAUUUUGUAAAAUGUAUCGCUGACAUUCAGGCUCAGAAUUGUAAUUCCAACAGAGAAAGCAAUGCACAUGGAAACAUGUUGAGCAACAUAACAUGCUUAAUA